GUAAUACGUUACACUUUAUUAACACGAGUUAUAGUGUUGUUGCCCAAAAAGCGUUUUUUUCCUCUAUGAUGUAAAUUAUUAGCCGGUUUUAAGAGAAUUGGGGAGGCCCGCAAGUGUAUUUAUUUCUUAGUUACAUCGUGAGUUUAGUUGUGAAGGGGACUUUUAAUUACUGGAUUUUUUAAAUGACAAAUCGUUUGCUUCAUAAAUAUCUGAAAACAAUGUGGUUGGGGAUUUUAGGCGUAAAAAUAAAGAACAAUUUUAUGGUGGCCGGAUGGUGAUUGGAGCUGUUUCAACUGCGGUGUCUCUUAGCGCUCCUCACCGGGCAUCAGUGCAGUCCAAGCCGCUACAAAGAUACGGGGACAUCCCGGUGCGACGAUGACAUGAAUGUAAGUAGAAGUGAACCUAGCGUCCACAUGUCCACACUUCACCGUCUGUUAGAAUGUUCCUGAAGAAUGUUCCACGUGUGGUUGCACUGCAGACAGAAUGGAGGCCGUACGGGCCAAUCGGAACCUUUAGCCUUCCUAUAUGCUUCACUGACUCUGAAAGUGACUUAUCAACCACUGACACACCGAUCCCAGAUAAGGUCCAGAUGAUCAUAGAAAGCCUGAGAAGCACUCAAUCCUCUAUUGAUAUGAACAAUGACUACAACGACAGCAUGCAGGGAAAUCAUGCCAGAGCGAAAUGCUCUGAUGGGCCAACAAGUCGUGAAACACAAGAGGUGAUUGAGAAGAAAGCAAUGGAGGACGCCAAGCCAGUCCUGCUUUCUAAUUCGGACGCAGCAGAAUAUGAGUCUCUGGCUCAAGAUUCUGAUAGUGAUGACUCUGUGGAUAGAGACAUAGAAGAGGCCAUUCAAGAAUAUUUAAAAAAGAAAAAUGAUUACAGAGCCCAGUCCAUUCAAAAUAAUGCCCCAUGUGACAAAGUGGUUAUUAGGGGCCGUGCUCCUAAGAAAAUUGAAAGUGCCGUUCUUCCAGUUAACACUGCUAAAAAGAAGGAGGAACCAAGAGAUCCCCUAAGAUUAAAUACCAGUAAGAGACUAAGGUGUGUCUCAUCUUCCAGUGCAAGCAGUGAUGAUUCUUUUGACCAAAGUAUUCAGGAAGAAAUCAAACGCUUUUUGACUAAAAAGAAGGAACAUGCAGGGGAAACGCACAUCUCCAAAAAGCCAAAAUCCACACCGCCUCCUGUUAAAAGUGAGAAAUCAUCAGCUGAAGUUCGUUUGCACUUUAAAAAAAACGCUAUCAACAGAACCUUUGUAUCUAGCAAUACUGUUACCACUCAAACUACAAGAGAUCCCAGUGAUAAUUUUCAAAUCUUUUGCAAAGUGGAUGAUAACUUGUCAGAUUCCAGCAGCGAUGAUGGAAUUGAAGAAGCUAUUCAGCGUUACCAGCUGGAGAAACAGAAAGAGAAAGAGGGAGACGUAUUCAAGUUCUCAGGAUCAACACAAACCCAGCCCAGUUUGGAUUUGUGUGCAGCUCAAGGUGCUCACAUAGUUAAGCAUCAAAAGAUAUUGAGCAGGAAAAAGAAACGGAGUGACUCCAAACCUGCAGUUUCAACCCACAACAUAAGCAAAGACCUGGACACGGAGGAAGUCAGAGGAAAUGUUUCUCCUUCACCUGAGACGGUCAGAUUUGAGCCGACAUUUCCUCUGAAGGGAAAUACAUCUGCUGAACUGAUGUGCGCUGAAGCUAUAUUGGACAUUUCCAAAGCAGUGCUGCCAACCACAAUUCAACCAAGUGUAAUUGUUACAAAAGCUUGCACAAACACCAGUCCGCUUCCCUCGGGAGAUGUGCCUUAUUGCUCAGAGAACAGUGACAGCAGUUCAGUGGACAGUGACGACGGCAUAGAACAGGAGAUCCGUAAUUUCCUGGCACUUAAGGCGCAAAUGAACAGUCAGCCAGCCAGCACUGGCAGCCUUGUACAAAAAGAGGAAAGCACUUGUGCACUGCAGCAGAAGAUUCCCCCUUCCCGAACAAAGAAACUAAGCCUCUCUCUGUCACGUAAAAGAAAACUGAAAGAUGUGGAAAGUGUCGCACGAGAAGGUGUGCCACAAGAAAACCACAUAAAAGAACAACAGCAAUUAGAGCCUGUUGCAGCGACUGAUGGAAGCGGCGGUGCCACUCUUCAGACCACAAGUACAUCUGCAGAGUUCAACGAAGCGCCUGAUAUGCCUAGCAAAGAAGGUGAUGUGGACCAUCAGUAUAACUCGGGUAAACCAAUGGAGGUCAAUAGUUCAGGCACUGCUGGGCAGCUUGGGAAGGAAUCCUUGCAGUUUGAGGACACAGAAAGGGAACAAACUGGCGAUAAGAGCAGCUCACUGGACAGCGAUGAAGACCUGGAUGCUGCUAUCAAGGAACUUCUAAAAACAAAGCGGAAAGUAAAAAAGAAGACUAAAGAUUCAAAGCUGAAAUGUAAGAAACGUGUAAGCUUUGGAGGUGUAGAAAUGUAUCCAGUUGACAGCCUAGAGACUGUAAAGCACAAAUCUGUCGCCGAGCUUCCAGCAGGUGCUAACCAAAGCAUUCCCAAAAGCUACAUUUCAAAAAGUAGCAGUAGGAAUCUAAAUCUGAAAUUUAGAAGGAGUAAUUUUAAAAAAGAGAAGAAGUCUAAUGCUUCUGAUCAGCCCAAGCAUGUUCCUGAAUCAAAAGGGCAAAGCACUCUUGACAGCCCUGUAACUGGCAAGGAUCAUAGGGUAACUGGGCACAUAGAGCGCAUUGCUGAAGAUACCAGUUCAGUGGAUAGUGAUGAUAGCAUUGAGCUAGAAAUCAGGAAGUUUUUGGCUGAGAAGGCAAAGGCAUCUGCAGUGGGCAGCAAGCAUAAAGAGGAACAGAAAGAAACCUGCAGCAGAAUAUCCAAUGAGGCGAGGGAAAUAAAGUUGGAAGCUCAGCAUGCUCAGCAGAUUGGAAUCUCAGCAAGUGUUGGGCUUCACAGUGGACAGAGCAACCAACUACAGCCUGGCAGUGAGUCUGAACAAAUUAGUGCUACAGAUUCCCAGGAAUUAAUUGUGCGGUCAACUGAAAAGAGACCACAAGUCACUGUGGCUUUAGGCAAAAAUGCAACUGUUAGUCACCGGGUAAAAAAUGGGGAUGAGGCCCUGCAUAGACACAGCUUUGAGAAAAAGAGCUCUCAGAAAAGCAUGGGAGACAGUUUGGGGAGUACUUCAGCCGAGCAGAGGGGUCUUGUACUAUCAAGCCCCACCACUGCAGAAAACAACAUUGCAGAUUUGAAGGGUGUGGAUCUGAACUCCAAUUCACAGGCUUGCCAGGAAACACAGGCAUCCGUUACAGAAGAAACAUUCCAGAUCAGAACUGUAAUUUCUAGUGAUGUUGAGGGGGGACAACAGCAGAAAAUGUCCAGCUAUUCCAGUUUGGUUUCGUGCAAUCAUCAAGGAAAAGUCAGGCAGUCAGAUAAGGUUAGACUCAGCGUCCCAGCUGAUGAUGACUUUAGCGCCAAGAGUUUAAACUCGGGGUGUGAGAAGGGGGAAGAAGUAGCAACUCUCGAGAGAGUGUUUUCCAGUGCAGAUGUGAAAUCAGUCUAUUCAAAACACUCCAGUGUGGGGCAUAUGUUGUCCCCAGAAAAGAGACAGACAAGAGAGACAGACAAUGUUAGUUUACAAAGCUCAGUCAUGGAAAGUACAGUGUCCACCGAGAUGAAACAACCAGUAAGCGCUGUGCAGUUCACUAGACCCAAGCAGGGAAGAGCCAAGGACAGUGAGGACCAUUUUACAGACAAAGGGCAUUGCAGCUCAGAAAGCAACAAGAAAGCUAGAGAGUGUAACACUGAAGAACAAGAGGCAGGAGAUGUAGGCUUAGAAGAGACUUGCCUUGAAUCAGAUGAUGACCAAAGUGGGAUAGAUGCAAGGGAGAGAUUAAAAGGGAAUGGAGAGCAGUCUACUUUGUGAGUAUAGCUUAUAACUUUUUUUUGUUUUGGAGUUUAGUAAUUGAUUUAAUGUGCCACAUAAAUUCCAGUAGUUUGACAGGUUGCAAGGGAUUCCAAAACAGUGAAUACUAGUGCACAGUGCAAAAAAAAAAACAACUUUUUUUGUACAUUAUUUUGUAAAAGAUAUUUAAAAAUAAUAAUUCUCAUGAAGUUGAAUUAAAAAAAAAAAAGUCUUGUUUUUUCUUUUUUAUAUUCAACUGCAGUUGCGAAAUGUAUGCAGAACAAUAUAGCCAGUAGUUGUUUAUUUUUUUUCAACCGUGUAAUGUGCUGUGCUGCUCUGCAGGGUUUGGAAGCAGCUGCACUCCAUGCAGGGGUUUCUGUUCGUUUGUAAAGAACUGUCGGUGGUGCACACCUCUAUAGAAAACACCAGUACUUUACAGCUGGUCUCCUUCAUUGUGGUUUAUAAACGUUGCAGACCUACAGUAAGACCACGCAGUCCCCAGUUUCUUAUGGCAUGCAUUAGUUUUGUAAUCUUAAAUAAUCUAAAAUUGUCAGUAUUAAUAUGAAUAUAAUACAUUCUCCAAAACAGUUUAAAUACGAACCCUUCUUUAAUACACUAUUAAUGGUAUUUUAUUGGUGAUCUGGUGUUUACUAAACCCACAUGCAUAAAAAUUAUGAUCAAUGCAUUAAGAUUAUGAUGAGAAAUGAUGAAUAGAUUCUAAAACUAAUAUAGUUGUCAUACAAAGGGGAGGACGUAUAUAGUAAAACUGAUAUUCUACAUCAUUUAUAUUAAAGUGUGUGUUCCAUAUUUUUUACUAACUUGCAUUCAGCAUAAACCAUGCUACUAUAAAAUGAAAAAGGGAUUCCUAAAUCUCGUGCAAAAUAUGUUUUGUUUUUCUGCUGUAUGGCACUGUUGUAUAUUCCUGCUCCAUUUUAGUGUUUCCAGGUGAGGAUUUGAUUUACUUUAGGAAAUAUGGUUUGUACUCCAUCAUAUCAAUCAGCAAUACUUGGACAGGAGUGGGAUAGAUUUUAUUGCACAGCGAUUGGAAACCUUUUCUUUAGGAUUAAAACUCGGAGCAGUUAAGUUGGAAUUCAGUUUUAAAAACCAAAUAAUAACAAACAAACAAACCCUGGCAUAGAUACUGUUAAUGUGUUUGGCAGCUUUAGCACAACAUAAUUGCUGUCAUAAAUUAAAUGAUACUCUGCUUUUUCUUUGUCAGUUAGUUAAAUGCGCUAACAAAUAUUUUGGAAGCAAUUCAUGACAGAUGUAAUUUCCUGAUUUUAAGAGAACUGAAAUCUGCUUUGUUUAUUUCAUAAGAGGAAGACAUUUUCUUUGUUUUUCUUAGUUUCUUAGUUCAGUGCUGUUAUUGCUUUUUGUUCUUGGUAGACACACUUAACUUCUGUUACAUUGCACCAGUAAUGCCAGGCAUUAAACAAGGCGAUUUCAGAUGCUUUUUUAAUAUAUUGUUAUAAUGCAGUUGGAGCGGCCCAUUUCUGCAUGUCCUCAUUUGCAUUUGGUUUGAACUUGGCCUGCUGCUGAUUGAAACAAAUGGUUUUAAAAUUCUUUCAACUUGGUCCCAAAGGUUCUGUACUGUUGAUUUAAAAGAUGCUCAUUCUUGUAUAAAGUACAUUUUUUUCUUAGACAGUCUUUAGAGCAGACAAUUACACUAGGACAGACAACAGCUGAACAAGAACUGAUGUCCGGUCUAGUUAAUUUUACUUUGAAGAUGAGAAACUCAAACCUCAUUAUUUCUUAUGGGAUUGUAAACCGAUUUGAUAAGUACUGCUCGGAUUGGUUGAUAGGGAUUAUGUGUAUUUUUACAAUGAAUUCAACUGUCCCCUGAAAUUCCCUCUGUACUUCCCUAUGUGGCCUUUAGAUGAGUUUAUUCAGAGAUGGAAGCCAUUUUCUGAAGUACAGCAAUCACAUUCUCGCCAUAAAAACAUUUCUUAGUUUCAGCAGUUAUAUUCGCCUAAAUUACAUCACAAAGAAAAUAAAUACAAUACCAGUCUUUCAUGUUCCCUGUGUAAUACUGUAAUAUCUAAAGCAGCUUAUUUUCUAGCAGUAUGAGUCAACACCACGUUUAUUUAAGUGCUUGGCUGAAAACUUCCCAACUGUUUACAAAUCAGCACACCCAAGAUAUGUUAGCCACUGUUGUUGCUGGUCACACUUGUUAUUUUGGCCAUUUCUUCAAAUAUCUUGUUAGAACUCCAUCACUGAAGUGUGUUUAUAAAUGAAGAUUGUGCUGUAGUCAACUAAAGAGUCUGAUUUUUGUUUUGUUUUUAGAAAAAAAAGAGAUGGUUUAGUUUUAGAUGCACUGUUAAAAUGAGAAGUUUAGAAAGUCAAGAUAUCCGACAUAAGAAGGAAGUAGUUAAACCCUGUUUAACGUUGUCCUUUUCUUUCUUGUCUUUGGCAAAGUCCCUUUGAAUUUCUAAUGUGAAAACUAUGUUAUUUAUUUUUGUUCAUAUAAAUAAAGAAGACUUUACUGACUUUGCUGUGCAUUGCCAGUUUUCAUACAUAUUUUGAAGAACGGCUUCUCCCUUUUUUUGCUGUACAUGGAGAGGAUGUUCAAAUUUGAGCAGCUAUGUAAUAAAGAUUGAAUUUCAACUAUA
This is a messenger RNA of Acipenser ruthenus (sterlet), 6480 nucleotides long. RefSeq names its product protein phosphatase 1 regulatory subunit 26-like. The record is from RefSeq and is a predicted model, not a curated record. The transcript is spliced from 2 exons. Gene Ontology annotation, biological process: negative regulation of phosphatase activity. Lineage: Eukaryota; Metazoa; Chordata; Actinopteri; Acipenseriformes; Acipenseridae. Gene Ontology annotation, molecular function: protein phosphatase inhibitor activity. Bases 440 to 3892 code for a protein of 1150 amino acids.